Messenger RNA from Perca flavescens (yellow perch), 1587 nucleotides. It is a transcript of the gene gpr174, whose product is annotated as G protein-coupled receptor 174. The coding region runs from base 493 to 1488 and encodes 331 amino acids. Lineage: Eukaryota; Metazoa; Chordata; Actinopteri; Perciformes; Percidae. Gene Ontology annotation, molecular function: G protein-coupled receptor activity. Gene Ontology annotation, biological process: phospholipase C-activating G protein-coupled receptor signaling pathway; positive regulation of Rho protein signal transduction. The transcript is spliced from 4 exons. The record is from RefSeq and is a predicted model, not a curated record. Gene Ontology annotation, cellular component: plasma membrane.
GGGGGGGGGGGUGGUAGUACGUGUGUCGGCUGAUGCUUCACCCUCCUGCUUUUUGAUGCGACACAGCCUCCAGCUUGAAGACAGAGCACAUGUGGAGGGAGCUGAGUGCUGGCCCCUAACAUUUUGGGGUGCUGAUACACGAGGCAAGAUGUCGUGUCUGAGCGGAAAAGCUAAUAGGCGCCAAAAACCCACAGAGGGAUGAAUCACAGUGGAUUAAAUAAGGUGUUUCCAUUGGCGAGAUCUGAUAACUACAAGUGCUCAAUCCUAAGGAUGCCAUGUACCUGGGGUUGAACACGCUCUGAAACAUCAACAGUUUAUUCGGCUGGACAAACACUUCAACUUCCCUCAAAGAAGCCUGAACUCCUCCUCGCCAUAAUGGACAGCACGGACGCUCAAACACACCCGUCACCAGACUACGAGCAGCUUUCCUGAUUCAAGCUUCCUGUUGGCAGCUCGUCUUGACAGUUAACAGUAAACGGCCACUGGCUUAAGAUGAACUUUUCCAACAACAGCUGUACAAGCAGUGAAGAUCUCAAGACGUACCAACACUAUGUGUAUGCGGUAGUGUACAGUGUGAUCCUAGCACCGGGCCUGCUGGGUAAUGUGCUGGCGAUCUGGGUGUUCAAGGUUUAUAUCAGAGAAACCAAGAAGGCCGUGGUGUUCAUGAUGAACCUGGCUGUGGCCGACUUGCUGCAGGUGCUCUCUCUGCCUCUGCGGAUCUACUAUUACCUGAACAACGUCUGGCCCUUCGGUCAUGCUCUCUGCAUGUUCUGCUUCUACCUGAAGUACGUCAACAUGUACGCUUCCAUUUACUUCCUGGUAUGUGUCAGCGUGCGUCGCUGUGAGCUCAUCAUGCGCCCGCUGACGUACAACUCGUCCCGGCGUAAAGGGGACAUGCUUGUGUGUGCCCUCGGCUGGCUGUUUGUCUGCCUGUGCUGCCUGCCCUUCCCUCUGCUGAGGAACGACACCUCAGAGGCCAGCGGACCGGCCUCGGUGUGUUUCUCAGAGCUGCCCAUGAGGACCGUCAGUAUCCCAGCAGCCUGGGCUCUCCUGAUCCUAGCCGAGCUGAUUGGCUUCAUCAUCCCCCUUAUCCUGGUGUUAGCCUGCACCUGUCUGACUGCCGGGAGCCUUCGGGAGCCCACAGCGGGGGCAAUUCCUGACCGAGGGGAGAAGCGGCGGGCGUUAAGGAUGGUGCUAAGCUGCGCUGUGGUCUUCCUAGUGUGCUUUGCUCCUUACCAUGUCACCAUGCCCCUGGACUUCCUGGUUAAAUCCAAAGCCUUGAGCUGCACCCUCAGUAACCUGAUUCUGCGAUUUCACCCUGUUACACUCUGCCUGGCCAGCCUGAACUGCAGCCUGGACCCCCUCAUGUACUAUUUCACCACUGAUGAAUUCAGGAGGCGCCUGAGCAAGCCAGAGAUACCGGAGAGCAUGACUUUCAGCAGGCGCCUGUCCUGUAUAACGGGAGGAGAGGACACAGAGAAGGACUAGACUACCCUCAGGCUCUCGGAACAGUUUGAUCUCAUCCACUAAACCCUGAAAUAUACUAUGCACGCCUUAAAACUAGAAUAUAAUUUACAUCCUGACUAG